AUGAAUGUCGCGGCCGCGUCACCGAGACGCAGAUCGCGCGUAAUCCAGAUUCCUGAUCGCCUCCGCGGCUCGCCGAACCUCCGGUUCCUCAGGUUCCUGGAAAGUCUCACUGAUGAUCGUCGCGCGUCGUCAAUCGGAGUCCUGCGGACUGUACCGCGCCAUCGUCGGUACAGUCCGCGGCGAUCGACGCGAGCGACAGAUGCUUCAGGUGAUGAAGGAUCAAUAAACAAUCGAAUCAGAAAAAUACUGACAGGAGCGUCUAUCGAACACGUUUCACGUGAAAACAGCGCAAGGGCGGCGCGCGAAAACGAGAGAAUAAGAAAACAAGAGAGAGAAGGAUAA
This is a messenger RNA of Atta colombica, 342 nucleotides long. RefSeq lists its product as uncharacterized. The record is from RefSeq and is a predicted model, not a curated record. Bases 1 to 342 code for a protein of 113 amino acids. Lineage: Eukaryota; Metazoa; Arthropoda; Insecta; Hymenoptera; Formicidae. The transcript is spliced from 2 exons.